Molecule: messenger RNA, 1163 nt
Organism: Tachyglossus aculeatus (Australian echidna)
Lineage: Eukaryota; Metazoa; Chordata; Mammalia; Monotremata; Tachyglossidae
Gene: CARHSP1
Product: calcium regulated heat stable protein 1
Exons: 3
Coding region: 635-1111 (158 amino acids)
Biological process (GO): regulation of mRNA stability
Cellular component (GO): cytoplasm
Molecular function (GO): mRNA 3'-UTR binding
Source: RefSeq, a predicted model, not a curated record
GCCACUCUGCUUCUCUUGCCCGGGGCCUUCAGCUCACCGUGGGUCUGAGUGUGCCCGGCCUCUGCCCUUCGCUCCGGCCGCACUCGGGGGCUGCACUGGCUGGGCUAAUGCUGAGCUGAAAAGCCAGGCGACAUCCCCCUGACACCUCUCCGGUCUGCUGCUUCCCCUGUGUCUAACAUCCCGUAAUGCCAAGUGGCCAACCCAAUAGGGCCCUCAUUCCCAGCCCCUUUCCCUGCUUCACUCUGGAGAAAGCCGGUUCCUUCACUGCAGCUGUAUGCCCUGCAGUUCCCGCCCUCAACUCCUGUCCCAAUCUCUGCGCUUCUCUGACCCAAGAAUGGGUCUCUCCUGUCAGAGUUAGUGACCCUAGCCAUUCUCUCCAUUUCCCAGCCUCCGGGUCCCCCCUAUUGCAGCUCCACCUACUAGGCUUUUCUGAGCAAGCAGGAAGGGUGAGCUCCAGCCAAGGCCCCAGACUGAGAUAAUAGGCUGUUUUAGGCCAGCCAGGCCAAGUGGCUUGGUGGUAGAAUUCCCACCCGCUGUAACCUUAGGACCCCUCCUCGCCUGUCCCCACACGGGGUUGGACUUGCUUGAGCCUCAGAGCCGCCAGAGCCCACUGCCCAACUCAGCCGAUUGUGACAUGGUUGUCGUGGCCCAGGGAGGUCAUAAUCUACUCCGGCCAGUGGCUGGGAUCAGUGUCUGGGGCCGCUCCAGUGGCACCGUGGGGGCUGAGACCGACCCAGAUUCUGGCCCGCCAGGGCCGGAAGUCCACCUAGGGGACCUGCCCACACGGUUUGGGCUUUCCAUGGCUACAGAAAGGAAAAGAAAGAGCACCGUGCGAGCGUCCCAGGGUCCUGUCUACAAAGGGGUCUGUAAGUGCUUCUGCCGCUCCAAGGGCCAUGGCUUCAUCACACCUGCCGACGGAGGCCCAGACAUCUUCCUCCACAUCUCCGACGUGGAAGGGGAGUACGUCCCGGUGGAGGGAGACGAAGUGACCUACAAGAUGUGCUCGAUUCCCCCGAAAAACGAGAAGCUGCAGGCGGUGGAGGUAGUCAUCACCCACCUGGCACCCGGGACCAAGCACGAGACCUGGUCUGGCCGGGUCAUCAGCUCCUAGGAGCCCUGGCCCCGGGCCCGGCACCCUGGAGGACAUGGCGGGGGAGGGAAAA